AUGCUUCAGAUUAUAACUACUCCUUUGAUCCUAGUGGUUUCGACAGCAGUGCCGCUAGUGGUGACGGUGGAGACAUUACAGAUGCGUGGUGGCCUUGAAAACAGCACUAGUACGCGUAACUUGACAAGGCAAUUGCUAAAAUUUUGGUGCUUGCAUGCAUUGUGUCGCUCAGUCCCGAAUCCUGUGUUGUACAUGGUACGGGCGUUGCCCUUGAUGAACUUUGUGGAGCUGGUGGUGUGGACGUUACUGGCACGGGAGCUGCUGCGUCAACUGUAUUCGUGUACCGUACCCACUGGCAGUACGGUAGCUGCAAGUGCACCUAGAAACGGCAGCUGGUUUGGGUAUCUGUACUACGACGCACACCAGAGCUCGGGGCGCUAUGUGUUCGGCCACGUGAGUGUGUGGCUACUGCAGACAGUCGAGAAGUGGCCACUGGACGUUCGGCUACUUGACAAGCUGUACCAGGCCUUCAUGGGCGCUGUGGGCCGCGUGGGAAUCAGUAGUGCGGCGAGCAAAGCGAACGGAGGUAAAAAUGAGCCUAAAAGCUGGGGUUGGAGCGCAGAGUGGUUCCGGCAGACCGCGUCCAGCGAAGGUCUGGAGGAAGAGUACGAUAUGCUCGAAGAUGUUCUGGGUGACAUGCGCGGCGCCCGCAGUGAAGCCCGCAGUGGGUGA
Messenger RNA from Lachancea fermentati, 672 nucleotides. The record is from the annotation of a GenBank genome assembly. NCBI's taxonomy places the organism in Eukaryota, Fungi, Ascomycota, Saccharomycetes, Saccharomycetales, Saccharomycetaceae.